Molecule: messenger RNA, 699 nt
Organism: Sphaeroforma arctica JP610
Lineage: Eukaryota; Ichthyosporea; Ichthyophonida
Exons: 5
Biological process (GO): RNA (guanine-N7)-methylation; tRNA methylation
Cellular component (GO): tRNA methyltransferase complex
Molecular function (GO): tRNA (guanine(46)-N7)-methyltransferase activity
Source: RefSeq, a predicted model, not a curated record
AGCUUCGCCAGCAUGUGAAUCCACUGGCACGCCCCUACAUUGAGCCCCAGGUCUACACAGCCGAAGAAUGGAGGGACGUAUACUCACAGCGUCUACGGCCACUGCACCUGGAUUUAGGAUGCGGCUUGGGAGGCUAUGUCAAAGGUGUUGCAAAGGACUGCAUUGGCUGGAAUUAUCUGGGACUUGACAUCCGGCAACCGUACAUAGACUAUGCUUCUGCCAACUACGCGAGCGACUCUAUCCAGUAUAGGCAGUGCAAUGUAAACUUCAACCUAGAGGCGCUGUUGGACUCUCUUCCGGUACCUCUGUCCUUCGUCUCCAUGCUUUUUAGUGAUCCCUGGUGGAAAUCCACACACGUGAAGAGGCGCAUGGUAACACCGGAAUUGAUACAAACACUGACUAAGCACAUGGGCAAAAACGCGAACACACAGCCCGAUCUGCCCAGAUACAUCUAUGUCAAAUCUGAUGAGCAGAUUGUCAUAGAUCAGGCGUCUAUCAGUAUAAGCAAGAGCGGAACACCGUGGGUAUGCGUUGCAGGUACCUUGGAGAACAACCAUGACCAGCACUUGUUAAGCGCUACCAAAGUAGAAACCGAGAGAGAUAUAGCGUCGAAAAGGCGUGGUCGACCCAUUUAUUCUCGGCUAUGGUCAUUGCGUACGGAAUAGAAUACUACCAGAUAUAAAUAAAUCGAAAUGAAGU